AUGGCCGAUCCUGAGAAGGCUGAGCCCUACGGCCUUGGUGAUACUUUCGGUGACAGUACUCGAGCAUCGAGCGCUCACCAUGUCGACGUUAAUCGUGCAGAAGAACAGUUCAAAGAACUCUCUAGGCAACUUUCUAAGCGGUCGGAAGCGGCACGCAGUGGUACGAAGUCAACAGAAUCGACAGCAGCCAGUCAUGACCUUGAGAAGGGUGCUGAACAUGACGAUGAUCAUUUUGACCUUCGCGAAUAUUUAACAUCGUCGAAUGAUGCGAACCAAAAGGCGGGCAUCGCUCAUAAAAAUGUAGGCGUUAUAUGGGAUAAUUUACAGGUGGAAGUCAUGGGAGGGAUGGAUAGCAAGUUCUACGUCGGAACUUUGGGAGGUGCUUUCAUAUCGUUCUUUUUGGCGCCUUUUCUUUUCCUGUGGUCUUUAAUAUCCCCCCUCUUCCCGACAAAUAAAACCUUCCCCACAAAGACGAUCAUUCACCCAGCUUCUGGGGUGCUCAAACCUCGGGAGAUGUGUCUCGUUCUCGGUUGCCCAGGGUCCGGUUGUUCGACCUUUCUCAAAACAAUAGCAAAUCAAAGAGAGGGAUAUGCGAGGGUGUCAGGCGAAGUUUUAUACGCCGGUAUAGAUGCAGCGGAAAUGCAUAAGACUUACAAGGGAGAGGUUGUUUAUAACCAGGAAGACGACAUCCAUAUCGCCACUUUGACAGUCGCUCAGACCCUGGCGUUUGCUUUAUCAACGAAAACACCUGGACCGAAUGGGCGUUUACCUGGAGUAACUCGCAAACAGUUCGAUGCCGAAGUGGCAGACACUCUCCUCCGGAUGCUCAAUGUUUCUCAUACAAAACAGACCCUUGUUGGCGACGAAUUCGUGCGUGGGGUGUCUGGUGGUGAACGUAAGCGCAUUAGUAUCGCUGAAAUGAUGGCCACUCGUGCACGAGUUCAAUGUUGGGAUAACUCUACCCGUGGGUUGGAUGCAUCGACAGCUCUUGAUUUCGUCAAGAGCUUGCGCGUUAUGACGGAUGUCCUCGGCCAAACUACCUUUGUAACUUUGUACCAGGCUGGAGAGAGUAUCUAUGAGCUAUUCGACAAAGUUCUUGUUCUCGAUAAAGGCCGACAAGUGUUCUACGGUCCUCCAUCUGAGGCACGAGCUUAUUUCGAAAACCUUGGAUUUCAAGCACUUCCUCGCCAAAGUACAGCUGAUUAUCUCACUGGAUGCACCGAUCCCAACGAACGUCGCUUUGCCGCUGGUCGCUCGGCUGAUGACACACCAUCCACUCCUGAGGCCCUUGAAGCUAGUUUUAGGAAGUCUCAGUACUAUGAUGACAACAAGGAAUCUCUCGAGAAAUACCGACUUCAUAUGGCAACCGAGAAGGCUGAUCAAGAAGCUUUCCGCGCCGCGGUCGCUGCGGACAAGAAGAAGGGUGUAUCCAAAAAGAGUCCUUACACUCUCGGGUAUUCCGGGCAAGUCAAGGCCCUGGCUGUUAGGCAAUUCCAACAGAAGCUACAAGACCGAUUCCAACUUUAUACCAGUUUUUCCUUGUCGAUCAUUUUGGCCCUGGUCAUUGGUGCUGCUUACUUUGACCAACCUACCACUUCCAGUGGUGCCUUUACCCGUGGUGGUGUAAUCUUUGCUGCAUUACUGACAACGUGUCUGGAUGCUUUUGGCGAGAUGCCCAUGCAAAUGGUUGGGAGACCCAUUCUGCGCAAACAGACAAACUACAGCAUGUAUAGAGCCUCUGCAAUUGCCGUCGCUAACACCCUCGCCGAUCUUCCUUUCUCUGCCACCCGUAUUCUCUUGUUCAAUAUCAUAGUAUACUUCAUGUCUGGUCUCCACAAAUCGGCAGGCGGUUUCUGGACGUUUCACUUGUUUAACUACAUUGCGUAUCUUGUCAUGCAGGGGUUCUUCCGUACAUUCGGCCUACUCUGCUUCAAUUUCGAUUCAGCCUUCCGACUGGCGGUAUUCUUCAUUCCUAAUUUUGUCGAGUAUACUGGCUAUAUCGUACCGGUGAUAAAGAUGAAGAGAUGGCUGUUUUGGAUUUACUAUGUAAAUCCCAUUGCAUACGCAUGGGAAUCUUGUAUGGAAAACGAAUUUAUGCGCAUUACGCUUACCUGCGAUGGCGCUGCCAUCGUUCCUCGUAAUGGCUUUGGACUCUCUAAAUACCCAGACGAGUUGGGUCCCAAUCAGUCGUGUACACUCUUUGGUGCCGAAAGCGGUAGUAAUCUCAUAUCUGGAAGGUCGUAUAUUUCCGCUGGCUAUGGCCUAGAUGUGGCAGACAUGUGGCGACGAAAUUUCCUUGUUCUUGUUGGUUUCUUCCUUCUUUUCCAGCUUACACAAAUUUUGGCCUUGGAAUUCUACCCACAAUAUGGCCUGGACCUAUCGAUCAAGAUUUAUGCCAAAGAGAACGAAGAAACCAAAAGACUUAACGCCAACCUUCGUGAAAGAAAACAGGCUAAGAAAAAGAUUGAAGAGAAGGAAGACCUUGUGGUCAACGAAAAGUAUAACGAUACUGUAAAACACAGAAAAACAUUCACUUGGGAGAACCUCAAUUACCACGUCCCGACCCCGUCCGGUCCCCUCAGGCUUCUUCACGAUGUUCAAGGGUAUGUCAAACCCGGAACUCUGACUGCCCUCAUGGGUGCCAGUGGUGCAGGAAAAACAACAUGUCUCGAUGUUCUUGCUCAGAGAAAGAAUAUUGGAGUCAUUACAGGAGACGUUCUUGUUGAUGGCCGUCCCUUAACUUCUGACUUUGCUAGAGGCACUGCAUAUGCGGAGCAAAUGGAUGUUCAUGAAGGUACUGCCACUGUUCGAGAGGCCAUGCGUUUUUCGGCAUACCUCAGGCAACCGGAAAGUGUUCCUCAAGAGGAGAAAGACGCCUAUGUAGAGGAAAUGAUCGAGCUUUUGGAACUUCAAGAGAUAUCUGAAGCACUGGUAUUCAGUCUCGAUAUGGAAGCUCGUAAACGUUUGACAAUUGGCGUUGAGCUCGCCAGUAAGCCCGAACUUCUGCUUUUCUUAGAUGAACCGACCUCCGGUCUUGAUGCUCAAAGUGCUUGGAAUCUCGUUCGUUUCCUUCGCAAACUAGCCGAUCAAGGACAAGCUAUUCUUUGCACUAUACACCAACCUUCGUCUCUUCUCUUUGAAAGCUUUGAUCGUCUAUUGCUGUUGCAAAGGGGCGGGGAAACAGUUUAUUUUGGAGAUAUUGGUCAAGAUUCCAGUAUUAUCAGAGAUUAUUUCGCCCGGAAUGGAGCCGUAUGCCCUUCAAACGUCAAUCCAGCGGAAUAUAUGCUUGAAGCUAUUGGCGCUGGUGUCACUCCGCGUGUCGGUGAUAAAGAUUGGAAGGACAUCUGGUUGGAGUCCCCUGAAGCGAAGAAAGUUAAAGAAGAAAUUGCCUUAAUCAAGAAGGAAGCUCUGUCACGCCCAGAUCCAGGUCGAGGAGAAAUGAGCACUUAUGCGACGUCGUUCUUCUACCAACUCAAAACCGUUGUACGCAGGAACAAUAUGGCGCUCUGGAGGUCCCCGGAUUAUAUUUUCAGCCGACUUUUUGUCUCUUCGUUCAUUUCCUUGUUCAUUUCCCUUUCGUUCCUACAGCUUGGAAACAGUGUCAGAGAGCUUCAAUUCCGGGUUUUCGCCAUUUUCUGGGUUGUUGUCCUACCUGCGAUUGUUAUGUCGCAGAUUGAGCCAUUGUUUAUCUUCAACAGACGGAUAUUCAUAAGAGAAUCUUCUAGUCGUAUUUAUUCUCCAUACGUCUUCGCCAUCGGCCAGUUGAUCGGGGAAAUUCCUUAUAGUAUACUUUGCGGUAUUCUAUACUGGGUGCUUAUGGUUUACCCUAUGGGGUACGGCCAAGGAAGUGCUGGUACCAAUGGCACAGGUUUCCAGCUUUUGAUCAUCAUCUUUAUGCUACUCUUUGGUGUGACUUUAGGCCAGAUGGUUGCUGCACUAUCUCCAAGUGUACAGGUGGCUGUCCUUUUCAAUCCCUUCAUCGGUCUGGUUCUUGCCACAUUCUGUGGGGUUACAUUGCCCUAUCCUACUUUGAUUAAAUUCUGGAGGUCAUGGCUGUACCAUUUGGAUCCUUAUACUCGUACUCUUGCUGCUAUGGUUUCCACUGAAUUGCACGGCCUCGCCAUUAAAUGCAACCCUGAUGAAUUUGCCGUGUUUAACCCACCAUCAGGCGAAACCUGCGCAUCUUGGGGAAAGCCAUUUUCAGAUACAUUUGGCGGAUACAUCGACAACCUUGCGGAUUCGGCGCUUUGCCGAUACUGUCAAUAUAAAAUUGGCGAUGAAUUCUAUACGCCUCUCAACAUCUCAUUCUCAAAUCGAUGGAGAGAUGCAUUCAUUUUAUUCGCCUACUUUAUUUUCAAUCUCAUUAUCACCAUCAUUGCUUCACGAUUCCUACGAUAUCAUAAAAGAUAG
Molecule: messenger RNA, 4410 nt
Organism: Psilocybe cubensis
Lineage: Eukaryota; Fungi; Basidiomycota; Agaricomycetes; Agaricales; Agrocybaceae
Exons: 31
Coding region: 1-4410 (1469 amino acids)
Biological process (GO): transmembrane transport
Cellular component (GO): membrane
Molecular function (GO): ABC-type transporter activity; ATP hydrolysis activity; ATP binding
Source: RefSeq, a predicted model, not a curated record